Molecule: messenger RNA, 1082 nt
Organism: Closterium sp. Naga37s-1
Lineage: Eukaryota; Viridiplantae; Streptophyta; Zygnematophyceae; Desmidiales; Closteriaceae
Source: the annotation of a GenBank genome assembly
AUAAGGCGUUAUUCUCUGGAGACGUGAUUUCGUGCCGGGAUGGUUCCAGGAAGAUUCACAUCUCGCGAGUCAACGACGAUUUCUGUGACUGCCCUGACGGCACGGACGAGCCUGGCACCUCCGCGUGCCCCAACGCGUCCUUCUACUGCCGCAACCGCGGCCACAACCCCCUCUCGCUCUUCUCCUCUCGAGUCAACGAUGGCAUAUGCGAUUGCUGCGACGGCAGUGACGAGUAUGAUGGACGAAUUGUGUGCCUCAACACGUGUGCCCAGGCGGGGGCGGCGAGGCGGCAGCAGCUGGCUGCUGACGUGGCGAAGCACAGGGAGGGCGUGAGGCAGCGGCAGCGGGCGGUGGAGGAGUGGCGGGAGAAGAAGGUUCGGCUGCAGGAGGAGAGAGGACGGCUAGAGGAGGAGGAGAGGGAGCUGCAGGAGAAGGAGAAGGUUCUUAAAGAGAGGAAGGACGCUCUGGAGAAGAUAGAGGAGGAGGAGAAGGAGAGGCAGAGGAAGAUCGAGGAAGAGGAGGCCAGGAGGAAAGCAGAGGAGGAGAAGCUGCACCCAACACCUGCCGAACCUGCCGAGCCUGCUGCCACCGAGCCUGCUGCCACCGAGCCUGCGGCUACCGAACCUGCGGCUUCCGAACCUGACUCUGCCGAGCCUGCGGCUGCCAAGCCUGCUUCUACCGAGUCUGAGACAGGGCUUCCCGUGCAGCAGGCAAUGGUGGGGGAUCCCCUCCGUGCCAAUGCUCCUGACUCUGCUUCUGCUGAUGCCGCUGUUGCCACUGCUGAUGAUGCCGCUGCUGCAGCUGCUGCUGCUGCUGCUGCUGCUGUUGAUAGUUUGGUUGCUGGUCAUGAUGCUGCUGCUGCUCCUGCUGAUGGCAACGAGAGUGGCAAGGAGGAAUCCAAUGAGAUUGGCAAGGAGAUGGACGAUGAUGAGAGCGAUGAGGACCUGUCGGGGCUCUCUAAGGAAGAGCUGGGGCGGAGAAUCGCGUCCAGAUGGGCGCAUGGGGAGGAUGGGCCUGGGGGCGUGAAGGUGCAGCAGCGCAGCCGAGCAGCAGUGCAGCAGCGCAACCGAGCAGCAGAGUAG